AUGAGGGCCAAGCGAUCCAAGAAGUACCGCAAGCUCAUGCAUCAAUAUGAGCUGGCUUUCAGUUUCCGUGAGCCGUACCAAGUGCUCGUUGACUCGAAUUUGCUUCGCGCAGUACAUUCAUUCAAAAUGGAUUUAAUACCCGCUUUGGAGAGAACACUACAGGGACAAGUCAAGCCAUUAUUAACGAAAUGCUCCCUCGCAUCAAUAAUGGCUGGCCAACCUACCCACCCACGGACCAACAAUACCGUUCGCCCAGAGUUCCUCCCCCCACCAACGACCCUCCCGCUCCGACACUGCUCGCAUAAUGAAGACUCCACGCCCAUCGAUGAAGCGAGCUGCCUCCUCUCCCUCCUCUCGCCGCAUUCCGAUAUCAAGCGGAAUAAAGAACAUUACAUCCUCGCCACGGCUGACCCUCCGGCGCCGAAGUCAAAUUCGACACAACAAGAGGCAGCAGGCAAGAAGCGCAAGCGGGAUGGAGACGAGGCAUUCCAGGCUUUGAAACGUGCACAGGGGCUCCGGCGAGGCGCGCGCUCGAUCCCUGGUGUGCCAAUUGUGUAUGUGAAGCGGUCUGUGAUGAUUCUGGAGCCGAUGAGUGCGCCGUCUGAUGGGAUUAGAGAGGGGCUGGAGCAGGAUAAGUUCCGGGUUGGACUGAAUAAUCCUGAGAAGCGGAAGAGUGAGGAUGGUGGGGAAAAGAAGAAGAAGAGGGAGCUGAAGAAGGUUAAGGGUCCGAACCCGUUGAGUGUGAAGAAGCCGAAGAAGAAGGCGGAGGAUCAGCCUAGCUCAAAGAGGGAGAGGACGGGCGAUGAGGGAGAGAAGCGGGAUGCUUCUGAUAAGCCUGCGGAGGAUGGGGAGGCUGGCCCGAAGGUGAAGAGGAGACGGCGGCAUCAUAAGGGUGCGAGGCAGGGUGAGGCAGGUGAAGACGGAGGCGAGGCGGUAGCUACGGCCCCGGUUGAAUCUGGUGAUGACUAG
Messenger RNA from Aspergillus puulaauensis, 969 nucleotides. Its product is annotated as rRNA-binding ribosome biosynthesis protein UTP23. Bases 1 to 969 code for a protein of 322 amino acids. Lineage: Eukaryota; Fungi; Ascomycota; Eurotiomycetes; Eurotiales; Aspergillaceae. The transcript has 3 exons. The record is from RefSeq and is a predicted model, not a curated record. Gene Ontology annotation, molecular function: small ribosomal subunit rRNA binding. Gene Ontology annotation, cellular component: small-subunit processome; nucleolus.